This is a messenger RNA of Benincasa hispida (wax gourd), 2936 nucleotides long. RefSeq names its product agglutinin-like protein. The record is from RefSeq and is a predicted model, not a curated record. Lineage: Eukaryota; Viridiplantae; Streptophyta; Magnoliopsida; Cucurbitales; Cucurbitaceae. Gene Ontology annotation, biological process: regulation of DNA-templated transcription; circadian rhythm.
ACCAAAUCCUCUUUCCUCUUCCUCCUUGCUCCUCCAUUUCAAUUCAUACGCCUCCAGAAAGCUCCUUUUUCCAUUUGGUUUUUGCGAAUUUAUCGCCUGACUCAGUAAUCUCUUUGUGUUGUUCUUAUUUUCAUUCGAUUGUUCCCGGGCUUUUCAACGCCGUUCUGUUUCCGGAUUUUGAUGCUUUCUGUUGCGGAUUUCGAGAUUUUCUUUUCGUAACUACUUUUUUCGGAUAAUUCGGCGAUGUGCGGAUCAAUCUUCGAUUGGCUGUUGGAUUUGGAUUCUAGAUUAGAGAUUCUGUCUGGGAUUUUCAGCUAUGUUUGAUUGGAACGACGAAGAGCUUGCGAAUAUAAUAUGGGGUGAGGCAGCGGAUAGUGAUGAUCAUAUUGUGCCUUAUCGGGAGGCUAGUGAGAAUUAUUAUGACAAGAAAGAAUGGAAUCAAGACACGGUAUACACGAAAGUUGUGGAGCAAAAGUCACCCGGGACUGAUGUUGAUGAUAACCAUGGAAGAAAGCUGGAAAGCAGUCCUGGCAAAGAAGGAACCUCCACCUCAAACCUCAGCAAUGAUCCAUUGGCUGACGUAUCCUUGUCUAAACCUUCCAGAAUUGACCGGGACUCUAAGGGUACUGAAGUAUCUCAUGAAUUAAUUGAAAAUAGCAAAUAUAAUUCACCAAGACGUGCUGCGAUGACCAAAGGUGCAACAAAUUUUCAAAGUAGUGAAGAAGGUAAAGAACAGGCUGAUUUUGUCGACUAUGGAUGGGCUAAUAUUGGAAGUUUUGAUGACCUAGAUAGAAUUUUCAGCAAUGAUGACCCAAUAUUUGGCCAAGUAAGUCUCCAUGAUGCUGAUGAGCUAUGGUCUUCUUCUUCGAAAGAUUUGCGUAACAGCCCAAUGAAGCUAUUCCCAACUGUGGAGUCGCAAAAUUUGGACUCAGGAGUGGACACUGAAAAAAUAAAGAAUCCAGAGUACUCGAAACAAAAUGAGCAAGUAUCUACUCUUCCCAAUGGGCAAAGUAGUGAUGUUGGACCACUUGGGCUGCAGACUGGAAGUGCGAUCUUAACAAAUGUAGAAGGAGAUAUGACUGUAGCUAAUGCAAAGGAUCGGACAGAUCUGGAGACAAUACCCAACCCAGCUGCAGCCACACUUCACCAAAGAACUGAUAUUAUCGCAUCUGCCAAUGAGUUUUCAAAUAAGAUUGGUAGGCAGAAGAAACUGUUGAGAUCUCGUAAAAGAUCUGAGGGGAAAAGCGAUGAGAAGAUGUUUCAAGACUUUUGUGGUAACUGGCCUUCAUCAACGAACCCAGCAGGUCAGUUUGAUAACAAUUUAGCUCUACAGCUGGGAACAUCUUCGCCUUCAGUUAUGACUAAACAUCGGCAUCUACAAGGAAUUGAGUCAUUGCAUUACCAUCGAAGUUCCAAUCCUUUGAUGCACCAGUCAUUUUAUCCAAUUGCUGCAAAUACAUAUUCUGCUGUACCCUUGCUGUCCCAAAUUCAGCCGGUAGAUCUCCAGCAUCAGCCUCUUCUUGGUCAAGAUAUUUCCCCCAGUGGUGCGAAUCGGGUGGACAAGCCAGCCGAUGGGUUUGUGAAGUCUCUUACCAUGACACCUCAAGAAAAAAUUGAAAAACUUAGGAGAAGGCAACAAAUGCAGGCAAUGCUUGCCAUUCAAAAACAACAGCAACAGUUCAAUAGUCAAGUCUCUACUACUAGUCAAUCUAUUUCUCCAAAAUGUCCCCAAGAAGUUCAGUCGCAGCACAUUGAAAAGACUGAUAUUGAUUCUGAAGAAAUAUACACUCUUCCCGCUCUAGAUCCAAAGUCGCCUUUAGAGCAAGAUGAUUCUAAUACAGUCUCCACCACAGUUGAUCGUUGUUCUAUGGAAGAUACAAUUCUUUGCAGGCUUCAAGAAAUUAUUUCAAAGCUGGAUUUCAAAAUCAGACUUUGUAUCCGGGACAGCUUGUUCCGAUUGGCUCAAAGUGCAAUACAAAGACAUUAUGCUAACGAUACAAGUAGUUCCAACAAAAGUACCAGAGAUGAGAAUGACUUCACGGCAAAAGGAGAAAUCAAUAGUCAUUGCAGAAUUGCCGGGGUGUCGGAUGCUGAAACAGAGACCAACCCCAUCGAUAGAACUGUGGCUCAUCUGCUCUUCUAUAGACCCUUUGAAUUUUCACAAAAUUAUAUCGAUGCGCCUGAAUCUCCUAUUUCUGCCAAGCUUUCUUCUGAGCAGAAGGCAGGUUUGAAGAGCUUGCCAAUGGAAUUCUUUCCUUAUGAUGCAUCAGGCGAACGUCAUAUUUCUCUCGAUGGGUCUAAAAGUUCUUGGACGUUAGCAGAGACGCAGCAGCAGAUAAAAACUAGUCCUUGUAUGGACACAUCAGAUAACACGUCGAAUACUGGAUUGGUAGAUGAUGUAGUUCUGGAGUACGAAGCUUCCCAGUGAGGAGUUGUCCUUGUCAUUAAUAUCAUACGGAUCUUACAAACCGCAGUUGCGGGAGCUUUAAAACAUCAACCAACUCGUGGAGCUUGAAGUAUCAAAAUCUCGGAACGUACAUUUGGAAAUAUUGACAUCUCAAAACGUACGUGUCUGUAUUCAGAAAAAAUAAACUCAGAAGAACGAUUUGGAGACCAAGUUGUCUGUAUCUUAACAUGCACCAGCAAUAACUGGGUUGUAUUAUUUAUGUGAUGCUAAUGUCUAUGUAGUGCCUGUGAGCGUCUGGAUGUUUUUUUAAUUCUAUUUUAGUCCUUGUUGGAAGAUUGAAACAUAACGUUAGAUCAUUCAUCACUCCAAACUAAUGGAGUUUCCACGACUCUGAUAAAAAGUUCAUCCUAGUGGUUACCUUCUCGAGGUGGAAGUUUGUGAAUUUGUAUUCUCAACGAGCUUCUCGAGUUCUGGUUGGAUUUUGGGAUAACUCAGUUUGUGUAUGUGUAAAAAUAUAUAUGUUUAUGCC